Molecule: messenger RNA, 527 nt
Organism: Hyaloscypha bicolor E
Lineage: Eukaryota; Fungi; Ascomycota; Leotiomycetes; Helotiales; Hyaloscyphaceae
Exons: 1
Coding region: 126-308 (60 amino acids)
Source: RefSeq, a predicted model, not a curated record
CCGUUCUUCCCUCUCUAUCCACUCUGCCCGCUUCUCUCCAUCCCUCUUCAUUUUCCUCCUUGCCUUAUCCCUCUCUUUUAAACUCUCAUCUGCCCUCUGCCUCUCCUUCUCCCUCUCCUCCCACCAUGCCUCAAACUCCCCUCCCCCUAGAAACUGGCCUCGUUAUGCCCGUAACUCCCUUAUCCGCUCCUUCCACUCUCCCUCCUAAACCCUCUUCUUUACCUUCCCAUCCUCACGCUGCUACUGCCGGUCCUGGAGCUCCUGCUCCUCCUCUUGGGUCGGCUCUCGCAUAUAAUCGUCGACUGUAAUUGCCCGGUAUCCGGCCUAUCCCCUCUCCUUCUUGCCAGUAGCCUGCUACCGGAGCUGGAUAUAAUUCGCGAGAGCGGCGUGGGCAGGAGAAGGGUUUGGAUUCUGAGUACGAGAUCGAUGCCGAUUCGAUUUAGUAUUCCGGCGCCGGUAGGGCUUACAGGUAAGAAAGCGGCCGAGAUCGCGGAGUUGCAAGCAGCUAGAGCAACGGGUUUGCGGGC